Messenger RNA from Neltuma alba, 516 nucleotides. RefSeq lists its product as uncharacterized. Lineage: Eukaryota; Viridiplantae; Streptophyta; Magnoliopsida; Fabales; Fabaceae. The transcript has a single exon. Bases 1 to 516 code for a protein of 171 amino acids. The record is from RefSeq and is a predicted model, not a curated record. Gene Ontology annotation, molecular function: zinc ion binding; nucleic acid binding.
AUGAAAAAUCAUGAGAUCCGUCCCACUGGAUCAGCUCCAUUCCCUGAAGCGAAUGUGACUGUACGCAAUAAUCAUCAUACACGUGGACGCGGUCGUGGUCGUGGUCGUGGUCGUGGCCGAGACCGUGGUCGUGGUAGGGGACGCACAAAUUACCGUCAUUAUGGUGGGGGAAGCAACAAUUAUAACCCAAAUACCCACCAAAAGAAGAAACUUGGGGAUGGGCAGAAAAAAGAUAAGAAUGGCCCUUCAAGAGUUGUUGAAAAUCAAUGUUACCGGUGUGGCAUGAAAGGACAUUGGUCACGUACCUGUCGUACGCCUGAGCAUCUAGCAAAACUUUAUCAGGCUUCUAUAAAAAGAAGUUCAAAUAAUGUGGAAGCAAAUUUGACUUUUCAAAGUGAUGAUGUGGAGGCAAAUUUUGCAUACAAAAAUGAUAAUAUCAAUGAGCUAGAUGAUGUUAAUGGCCUUGAUGCUAUGGCACAUUUGGAUGUGGCUGAUUUCUUUGAGAAUCAUGAUUAG